This is a messenger RNA of Erpetoichthys calabaricus (reedfish), 8870 nucleotides long. RefSeq names its product IQ motif and Sec7 domain ArfGEF 2b (gene iqsec2b). NCBI's taxonomy places the organism in Eukaryota, Metazoa, Chordata, Cladistia, Polypteriformes, Polypteridae. The transcript is spliced from 14 exons. The coding region runs from base 929 to 4954 and encodes 1341 amino acids. Gene Ontology annotation, biological process: actin cytoskeleton organization; regulation of ARF protein signal transduction. Gene Ontology annotation, molecular function: guanyl-nucleotide exchange factor activity; protein binding. The record is from RefSeq and is a predicted model, not a curated record.
CACUGUUGCAGAACAGACCGGGCAUUUUUGAUGACACUGCAUUUCCAGCUUCUGUGUCCAGCUAGCUAACAAAGUGACAGAUAGUUUUAAGGUUCUCAGAGAAGGGAGGAAGGGACGUGUUAUCCAGCUCUUGAAAGGAAGAGGCAGAAACAGAGACAAAGAAAAUAAACAAGUAAGGAUAAGGAUGCUCUGAUUAGUUUUAAUUUUGUUUCUAAUGGGUUUGAAAGUGAAAGUCUCUGCUUGUAAUUUGUUCUCAAGUGCAUGGGGAGCUAGUCAUAUGCCUGCUUUACUUGUAAAGAUUAUCUGUAUUCGCUGCAUCCUGUCUUGUGAGGCGUAGGACAAGCCAGCUUAUUAGCAUCAGUGUCUGUGAACACAGGCCCAGAUACACCUGACCAGCAGGGAGCUGUGUGCAGGUGUUCUAGACAGAAAAGUGUACUUUUAUAUGUACUGUAUUGUGUGAAUUCCGUUUUGGUAAUGCUAAUAGUGGGGGCCUAGCUAGCAAGUGCUCUUUGAGAUACAAUGUGCCUGUGAAGCUGGCAAGCAGUGGGCACUUAUUGCUUGUGGUAGACAGCGAGAAAGGGCAUCUGUUUGUACGGAUUAGCAUGUAAUAGAAACACUGAUAACUUGUUUCCUGCUUCUGCUGGUAAGGCUGGCACUGUACUUUCUCAUAUAGAGCAGAUCAUUCUUUUCGCAUUGGAGACAUUUUCUUGUGCAAAAUAACCGGAUAAACGGACCAACACUUACCUAUAUGGGACAGAGAAAAAGGCAGCCCAUUUGCUUCAGUCUGUUCACUGCUUCUGGAAGAUAGACAGCCAGGCAGAUUCCUCUCUUUGUGAGCAGGACUAACAGAGGUUACAUUCUGUCUCUUUUUGUGGUGAGGGGCAGAGAGGCGAAGCUGCAUGUGUUAUUUAAGAAGUAGGCUGCUGUCAUGAAGAUAAAAAAGAAGAAGUCACUGCCUCCCCGGGCACAUCUCUACAUUGUGGAGGGGGAACCUCAAAGCACCGAGUCGGGCAGCUUUGUGGACAGCCCAUGCAAUCAGGCCACUUACCGCAGUGAGCGCUACGAUACCAGCCCUCCAGUGCCCCCACCACAUCAUCCCCCGCCACCUCCUGCCAGCUUGGCUUGGUCUCAGAGAAGCCGUCAUCAACCAGCCAGCCUGGCACUACGAAAGCAGGAAGAGGAGGAGAACAAGAGGUCAAAGGCUCUGUCAGACAGCUAUGAGCUCUCAACGGAUCUGCAGGAUAAGAAGGUGGAGAUGCUGGAAAGGAAGUACGGUGGCUACUUCCUGAGCCGCAGGGCAGCUCGGACCAUACAGACAGCUUUCCGUCAAUACCGGAUGAACAAGAACUUUGAGAGGUUGCGUAGCUCAGCCUCUGAGAGUCGCAUGUCCCGCCGUAUCAUCCUUUCCAAUAUGCACAUGCAGUACUCAUUUGAUGACAGAGAAGCAGCAGAGAACCGAGGGCAAGCCCAGGCACAAGGACAAACUCAAGGGCAAAUCCAAGGCCAAGGGCAACAGUAUUCAAGUCACCAGACUUCCUCCAAUAGCAACAACACCACAGAGCUGGACCCCAGCAACAACACAGUAGGAGGUGCUUCUGAGUAUCGUAACGAGAUCACUGAUUUAGAAGACAGCUUCUCCAAACAGGUAAAAUCUCUUGCUGACUCAAUUGACGAUGCCCUGACCUGCAGACCCUCACGUUCAGACUCACGAGAAGGAGGCAGUGGCGGUGAAGGUGGAGUGGAGGACUUUGGAGAGGAUGGGAGUAUCUGGAGCAGUAGCAAUCCACGCAGUAGCCGCAGAGGGGGAGGUGUUCAGCACCAUGAGGACAGCACUGCCACAUCUUAUAGCGAUGUCACACUGUAUAUGGAGGACGGAAUACCAUCAUCUCCUUUGUCUCUGGACCGGGCACCAAGCAGCACUGACACAGAAUACUGGGGGAUUGGCGGAGGAGCAGGGAGGGAAGAUAGCAGGGACACAGAAGGGGGUGGUAGUAACAGUAGGCGCAGUACCCCAUGCAUGGAAUGCCGGGACUACCGCUUGCGAGGAGCACAUUUACCCCUGCUGACAAUAGAGCCACCCAGUGACAGUUCCGUGGAUAUGAGUGAUCGAUCAGAUCGGGGGUCACUAAGUCGACAGCUUAUGUAUGAGCAAGAGUCCAGCUGCACAGGAAUAGGGUCCCCUCAGGGCACCCUGAAACACAGUCCAGCUAGCCGUUCUGCCCCUCAAGGGCAAACCAGGACACAAGGACGUUCACAUCAUCACCAUCAUCAGCACCAGUACCCAGAUCCUCCAUCUAGCUCUGUGGAUACAGGUGUUUCCUCUUCAGGGCCUGGCAAUAACAGCAGCAGCACCCUAAGCAAUGUCAACAAUAUGAACAGCAGUGAACCCUGCUGCUCUGAUGGGGACAACGAUUCUCUUAACAGCACCACCAACUCCAACGAGACCAUCAACUGCAGCUCAGGGUCCUCUUCCCGGGACAGCCUACGGGAGCCUCUCCCCCCAUUAGGCAAGCAGACAUACCAGAGAGAGAGCCGGCACAGCUGGGAUUCCCCUGCUUUUAACAAUGAUGUGGUGCAGAGAAGACAAUAUCGCAUUGGGCUCAACCUUUUCAACAAAAAGCCAGAAAAGGGAAUCCAGUAUCUAAUAGAACGUGGCUUUGUUUCGGACACUCCUGUGGGCAUUGCACGCUUCAUUUUGGAACGGAAGGGACUUAGCCGGCAAAUGAUUGGGGAGUUCCUUGGCAGCCGACAGCAGUUUAAUAAGGAUGUCCUAGACUGUGUUGUUGAUGAGAUGGAUUUUUCUGGCAUGGAUCUGGACGAUGCACUUCGAAAGUUCCAGGCUCAAAUUCGAGUCCAGGGUGAAGCUCAGAAAGUGGAAAGGCUUAUCGAAGCCUUUAGCCAAAGGUAUUGUGUGUGCAACCAAGCACUGGUUCGGCAGUUUCAAAAUCCAGAUACCAUCUUUAUUUUGGCAUUUGCCAUAAUUCUGCUCAACACGGAUAUGUAUAGUCCCAGCGUGAAGCCAGAAAGAAAAAUGAAGCUAGAUGACUUUAUCAAGAACUUGCGAGGCGUUGAUAAUGGGCAGGACAUUCCAAGGGACCUCCUAGUGGGGAUCUAUCAACGCAUUCAGAAAUGGGAGCUACGGACAAACGAUGACCAUGUCUCACAGGUUCAGGCUGUUGAACGGGUCAUUGUGGGAAAGAAGCCUGUAUUAUCAUUGCCUCAUCGUAGACUUGUGUGCUGCUGCCAGCUGUAUGAGGUCCCUGACCCCAACCGCCCACAGAGGACAGGUGUACACCAGCGGGAAGUUUUCCUCUUCAAUGACUUACUUGUAGUAACAAAGAUCUUCCAAAAGAAAAAGACAUCAGUAACUUACAGUUUUCGCCAGUCUUUCCCUCUGGUGGAGAUGCAAGUACACUUGUUCCAAAACUCAUACUACCCCUAUGGCAUCCGACUGACAUCAGCAAUUCCAGGUGGGGAGAGGAAAGUUCUCAUAAUCUUUAAUGCCCCAAGUCAACAAGACCGAACCCGGUUUUCAAGUGACCUACGAGAAAGUAUUGCUGAAGUCCAAGAGAUGGAGAAAUACAGAGUGGAAUCUGAACUGGAGAAACAGAAAGGAGUCAUGCGGGCAAGUUUAGCAGGACCAGGGCCUGUGGUCGGUGGAGUAAAAAAUGACACAGUGAAUGGAACUUUGAACCGCCCCAGUCUGGAUGACAGCUAUGCAACAGGAGAAGGACUCAAGCGGACAGCGUUGAGUUCUUCUCUGCGAGACCUGUCAGACGCAGGGAAACGUGGCCGCAGGAACAGUGUUGGAUCUUUGGACAGCACAAUUGAAGGCUCCAUUAUUAGCAGUCCCCGGCCACAUCAACGUCUCCCAAUGGGGUCUCCAGGAUGUUAUGCCACAGAUGACUACAGACUGCACAGGCAAGUCAUGGCAGGAGGAGGGUCCGCCCCACUUGGUGGAGGUGGAGUCACUAACAGCAGCUCAGGCUCUUUCCUGGGCUCCCUUUUCGGAAACAAGCGCUCUAAGCCUGGUCCAAUCAUUCCACCAGGACCACACUAUCCAGCUCCUGUGCCUCCUCCAACCACUGGAGGUCCUCCUCCACAUAGCCCAUCCUCCCUGAGUCAGUCUGAAGGUGGCCAGUCAAAAAUACAGGCUCUACAUGCUCAGUACUGCCACAGUGCACAGCCAAUGUCCUCAAGUCAACCACCACCUCCAUAUCAUCAUCACCACAGGUACCAUAUGCAGACUGUCCAGAUGGUGCCCCCAGCCCCACCACCUGGACAGGCCCCACCUCCACCUCAUCACACCAUUCAAAGGGGAUCUCUUCCCAAGAGAGGUCCCCAGUCUGCCUCCCAGCAUGCCCAGCAACAAAUGUCCCAGCUUUCCCAGCUUUCUCAGCACACGUUGCAUGGACGCUAUGCUAAUCUAUCCAAUUUGUCCACUAUUGCCAACAUUUCUAAUCUCGGAAAUAUUCCUAAUAUGGCUUCACCUCUUCCUCCUAUGCCUCCUCACUCACCCCUCCCUCCUCCGCAUUCACCACUUCCUCAGUACUCUCCAUACCCAGUCCAGCAGACCCUGCAUUCCCAACAUGCUAUUCAGCGCCCUAAACCCCAGCAGCAACACUUUGUUUUUGCUACUGGAACCACCUCCACUGCCUCUCACCAUUCCCGCCAUGCCCAGCAAAUACAACAUUCAGGUCAUGCCACCCAUCCAGGGCAUUCUCACCAAUACGUGCCCCAGUACCCUCCACUGUCCUCCAUCCCACCGCCCCCCCCCCAUUCGCCGCUGCCCCCGCCCACUUCCCCCCUUACCCCCCUCACCCCGCUGUCGCCCUUGCCACCCCAGCACGCUGGCCAGUCGCAGCAGGCCGCGCCGCAGGGGGGCCAGGGAGGGGCGGGUACUGGGGGCAGCGGCAAAUCCAAACCCAUCAACCGCAUCAGUACCGUGGUGUGAGAAGGAGGGGGGUCGGGAGAGGGAGAGUGCGCAGAAGAGUGCGAGAGAGAAGGAAGGUAAUCAUGAAAGUGUGGAGCUGCUGUUAAACACAGUCUUCAUCCAUCUCCCCAGUUGGAAGGUCAGCACCUGUCUCCUGCCUUUGAUAUGAACCCAUGUGCAAACAAAAACUAUUGCAGGGCAUCAACGAUAAAAGCAUGACACCAGACACAGUGACUGCAUCCAUUUGGGAUCACCAAGACUGUCUUGGACGACAUGCCAGUGUGUGUCCCUGGGACGUAAAUGUGCCAAAUUUGUCUGCCAUUUGUACGCCAAAUUAAGAAUCCUCCAGCUUUUCAAGCACUCAAGGAAACCUUUGCCAGACCUACAAAGAAGAUGCUCUUGCUGACCACUUGACACCCGAGACAAGUGGACCUGGAGUGGAUGGAGAGGUCAUAAUCAUCUUUUUAUCAAGAACUCCAGAAAAUAGUCAAGCUGAUUUGUGAAGACAAUGAUGCAUUGUCAGGCAUGAUAAAUUAAAACAGAAUAUUAGCAUGUAAGCAGUAAGAUGAAAAUUAACCAAGGAAAAAUGUGCAAAGGGUCGUGAGAAAGUGAAGCAGACUGGUAGAAUUAGCCGUUCUUAUUUUAGUUAUAAUGAUAACAUUUCAUUUUGGUAAAAGGAAGAGUUUGACUGGGUGUAUGCAAGUGUCCCUGGAUGCUGAACAAACUUGUCAAAUGUAGGCUCAUGCUUCUUCCAGACAAUAAAGGGGCUCAUAUAUGUGCACGGGGCAAAUUAAAUCUUUUUUAGCACAUAGAAAGAAGAAUUUUACUUCGUAAUAAAGGGCUUAAGUGUUUUAAUCGUCCAGAAAUUUUGUUUAAUUUGCACUGUGCACAUGGAAAAAAUUUUCAAAACCAAGGCACACACUUCCAAGUGUAUAAGAACUGGCCAACUCUCAGAUUCUUGCAAAACUGUCUUAUGUUCGCCUAGAAUCCCAAAACAGCCAAACUGACACUUUGAAAAUGUGCCUGUUCCGAGCUGUUCUGUUGUGAUUCAUAUGUAGAGGAGUAAAGAAAAUGUUGUAGAGUUUAUACAGAGUGAAUCCAAAGUGCAGUGGACGAGAUACAAAACAGACUGAGGUAAUUAAAAGAUGCUUCUAGAAACAAUUGGACUUGUAGGACAUAGACAGGUAUAACAAUGCCCCAAGUAGUUGUAUAAAGCUAAAAUACGCACUGACUGUAACAGACAGAAAGAUAAGAGACACAACAACACAUUUAUUAGAUAGCCUAGAGCAUGAACCUAAAAAAGACAAUCUCAAAUAAGAGGGGAGGCACUAGGGCAGAAAGUAAAACCUGGAGACACAAAUAGUAAAUAACAAGAAACGGGGCAUGUUAGAGCUUGAAACAAAAAGAUAAGAACACAAGCUAUAACAUGAAGUAGACAAACAAAUAAGGAUACACCCAGGCUGGAAUUACACAUAAAAGAAAUGCACUGGAACCCAAAUAACAUAAAAGGAACAGGCCAUGCAUUCAGAAAGUUUCUUAACAAAGCUGUAUAGGUUUUAAAGUACAGGCGUCCAUGAGCAGUGAAGGGUCUUGCAGCAUUUACCCAUUGCCUCAUACAGGUUGGCAGUUGUGGCAUCCAAGUAAGCCUGGUAGGAUUCACCAUGUGACAAUCUCAUAGACACUAAGAAAAGGAGACAAUCAUCUCUAGACUGAGUGACAGACAAAUUAAUAUCACUGAGUAGUUCUUCAGAUAGAAAAUGGACCUGGCUUUCCCAACCCCAGUUAAAGACAGGUUGCCAAAAAAGUGUGGUUUUUCAUAUUGUUCAGUAUACCCAGCAUGUACUUCACCACAUGAGAGAUAAAAAGUGUUGCUUCAGCCCUGCAGAAUUACCAGGAGGCACUGGGGACACAUGAAAAUGAAGGAACAUGUGAUGGAUUCCUACAACAGAGAGAAGAAUUUCAUAGAUUUUUUAAAAAAUAAAUUAGAAAAUAGUUUAGUUUUUUUUUUCAGUUUAAUUUGCUGCUGCGAGUUUACACUUGUUCUGGACACCCACGUUGCAAUUGUAACUCACUACUAACUGGCAUGGUUAAAACUGGAGCAGGUGAAGGAUAGGCCAGGCAAGUUAACAGCUCUGACGUCCAUGCUGACUUUAGGGAAGUUAUGAAACUGCUAUCCUGGAGCUGUGACCCUGAAUCAGCAAGUACCUUGACUUGUAUGUAGUAAGUGAGGAAGGGAUUCAAAGUUUAGAAUGUGAAAUACCACAAAAACAGGACUGUGAAGACCAACUCUAUAUUAAAAAUGGGCAACAGAAAUUACUGCAGGGUUAUAAAAGCAUGCCAAGUGGCUCACACCUACAACUUUACGACUUAUUUACUAAAAACCAUAAGAAUUAGGUGUGAAUAUUUCUGUUUUCCUUCCAAAACAUUAUAAAAUUUUAGCUGCUUGCAUAAAUUUUUGUUUUUCUUCUCAUCUUUUGCUAAGCUUACAACAAAAUUCAGUUUCAGUCAAUUAUAAGUGAAAAAAGUGAGAAGAAAUUAGCUCUGUUGACCAAAGGUGGCAAAACAUCAAAUCUAAACAUUCUAAAGGUAGAGCUGGGUUACGUUUCAUGUCUCUGAAUUCCCAGAAAAGUCAGACUUCACAGCAGAAAACUUGUUACUCAAUUACUACUCGAAACAAAUGCAGGGGUAAAAGAAGAACUGCCCAAAGAUUGCUCAGUGAGUAGGUGAGUUAAUUGCAACGCAGCUAAAUUAGGCAUGGAUCGCUUGCCUCUAAUCCUUUAUUAACGCUUGAGUCCUGAUGCUCCUGUAGAACCCUAAGGACAGUCUACGUUAUGCUAUAAAGAUUAGUGAGACUCUCUCAGUAGCCAAGCAUCCAACCAAUGGACCAGAGUUGGAAGGAUUAGAUGCUGGCAAAUCCAGAGCUCAGCAAAGAGGACAGGUGUUGUUUUAAUUCUGGAAAAAAAAAGAGCCUAUUUUCUGCCAACAGUGUUAUUGAUUAUUAUUAUUGAGAAAAGAAAUUAUUCUUCUUAUGCUGAACAAUGGUAUAUAUAAAGUUAUACAUAUAAAUAAUAUAAAUAUAAUUAAUUCUUCAGAAUAUUGACUGUAUAUGGCUGCUUGACAACGUGUGGUUGCUGUGUGAAAUAUUUAUAAUUAUUAUUGAUUAUUCUAUUUCUAGCGCUAUUCUGUAUGUUUUAUUUUUUUCAUCCUAUUAUGAUGAUAAUUAGGCCGCUCAGUUUUUUUUUUUGUUUUUUUUUGGACAAAAUGUUUGAUGAAGUUUUGUGAUUUUUUGCACAUCAAUUUAUUCAUUUCAGUGGUCAGUUAUUAAACAGUGUGCGCAGCACGUUGUGAGGUUGAAUUUUUUUCACUCUGUUGUUUUUUUUUUCAAUUUGCAAUGCAAUGAUAUUUUCUUCAUUGACAACUUAAAAUGAACAAUUUAUACAUUUAUGAAGAUACCAUAUAGAGAUUUUAUUGAAGACUGCAGAAUUCCUGUAUGCCCCAAUGCUGCUUUCUCCUUGACGUGAUUUUUUCCUACCCAAUGUUCUGUCCGAGUCUCUCUCUGCUACCUUGCUCUCACCAUCCCAGCCCCUUGUAUGACAUAGCUCUCCACCAGUCUCCUUCUGCCCAAACUCCUCAACUACCAGUUCAGGUAUUGAAGCAUACAGCUUUCCACCUGCUGCUGGAUGGUGCCAUGUGAUACACAUUCCUCCUUAGUGUUAAGGCAGUAUGUUGUUUUGUAGUCUUGUAUAUCGUCUCCAGUUCCAUCUGUGGUUUCCAGUUCUUACCCAUUAAUUACUUUUUGAGUCAUAAUUCUGUCAUAUUUCUUGAGAAACUUGACCUGUAGCUUUUGUAACCAAACUGGCAUGGAAUGAUGCCAGUUUUAUUAAGUCUGGUUUGCAUGUCAUGUUCAAUAUUUAUAGUUGUUUUGGGCUCUUUUAUA